AUGGCGUCGGCGGCGAAGACACUGGCGCGGGCUGGAUCAUCCCUGUUCGGCCGCAUCCUCGCGACCCCGUGCCCGUUCCCUUCCAUACUCCGCGCCCGGCUGCCGCUCGCCAGGCUGCAGCCGCACGUCCCGCCGCCGGCACCGGGAGCCCGUCGCCAGGCUGACGCUUACGAGGCGGAGACCGUCGCCAGGCUGAGCUCGCUCCCCGGCGAGAUCUCCUUCCCCUGCGGCCUCCCGUCGCUCCGCUUCUUCAUCGACGACGUUGAGGAUCCUGUUGCUAAUGACCCCCUUCAGUUGCUUCCGAAAAGAACUUACCAGCCCAGUACCAUCAAGCGGAAAAGAACCCAUGGAUUUCUUACACGUAAAUCUACUAAGGGCGGGCGCAAGGUGAUUGCCCGGAGAAUCGCCAAAGGCAGUCACAGAAUUUCAGUUUAG
Messenger RNA from Miscanthus lutarioriparius, 435 nucleotides. The record is from the annotation of a GenBank genome assembly. Lineage: Eukaryota; Viridiplantae; Streptophyta; Magnoliopsida; Poales; Poaceae.